AUGUUCGCCGCCACUCGCGUCCUCCGCCAGGCUGCUGCGCACGCCGAGCGCACCCCCAGCAUUCGCUUCCUGGGCCGCCGCACCACUCCUUCGUCCAUCGACCACUCCCCUCAGCCUCAUCCCGCCUCGCCCACCGGCUCUCUCCCCGAGGGCUUCACGUCCGGCGCCAAGCACUCCAACUUCAGCUCCUACCGCCAGCACGCCCAGCAGCACGGCCCUCUCCAGAAGAGCAUCCGUGCCGGCAACGGCGAGCCCGGCAUCGGCGGCCUCUCUGGCCACGAGAUGGGCUCCGUCCGCCCCGCCCAGGGCGAGUUCUUUGACCGCUCCGAGCUUCCCGCCCGCUUCCGCCGCCAGGCCAUUCCCCUGGCCGAGCUCGAGGCUGUCGAGUCGGGAGGCGCUUCCCUCUUCGGCUGA
Molecule: messenger RNA, 414 nt
Organism: Verticillium nonalfalfae
Lineage: Eukaryota; Fungi; Ascomycota; Sordariomycetes; Glomerellales; Plectosphaerellaceae
Exons: 2
Coding region: 1-414 (137 amino acids)
Biological process (GO): 2-oxoglutarate metabolic process
Source: RefSeq, a predicted model, not a curated record